AUGUCAAACCUCGAGUCCGACGGUUUAUCCGUCGCCUACACCUCGGACCGUACCGGCUCGCCCGAUCUGCGACUAAUCCACUACAAUGACGUCUAUCACAUCGAGUCCGGAUCAGCCGAGCCCAUUGGUGGUGCCUCCCGAUUCCAGUCUCUCGUGAAUUAUUACCGCUCCGACCCGCGGUUUACCGGUCAACCUGACGUCCUCACCUUCUUCUCCGGCGAUGCCUUCAAUCCCAGCCUCGAGAGCACCGUCACAAAGGGUCGCCAUAUGGUGCCCUUCCUGAAUAAAACCGGGAUCGAUGUAGCGUGUGUGGGUAAUCAUGAUCUGGACUUCGGAGUGUCGCAAUUUCGACAUCUGUCGAGCCAAUGUCAUUUCCCUUGGCUGCUGGCCAACGUUCUCGAUCCAGCCCUUGGAGAGGAUGUUCCAAUCGCCAACUGCGGGAAAACGUGCUUGCUGACCUCCUCUAAUGGUAUCAAGAUUGGUGUGAUUGGUUUAGGGGAGAGAGAAUGGCUUGGCACGAUUAACUCGCUUCCGCCCGACUUGAUUUACAAAUCUGCUUCCGCGACUGCGAAAGAACUGGCACCCCAACUCCGAGAACAGGGCGCAGAGUUGGUUGUCGUCGUUUCUCAUCAGCGCGAGCCAAAUGACAACAAACUGGCCAACAAUCUGCCCCCAGGACUAGUUGAUAUUAUUCUUGGAGGACACGAUCACUACUACGCUCAUACAGUUGUUAACGGGACUCAUGUACUACGAUCUGGCACUGAUUUUAAGCAGUUGAGUUACAUCGAAGCUUUUCGCAAACCUAGUACAGAGGCGGGCUGGGAUUUCAACAUCAUACGACGGGAUGUCGUACGGUCCAUUCCGGAGGACCCGGCGACCAUUGCCAUGGUUGAUCGACUAACAUCCAGCCUCCAGGCAAAGCUUGAGAAGCCCGUAGGCUACACAGUCAGCCCGCUAGAUGGUCGAUUUUCCACCGUUCGCCAGCGCGAGUCAAAUUUGGGCAACUUCGUGUGCGACUUGAUGCGCUACUAUUAUGCCGCCGAUUGUGCAAUGAUGGCCGGUGGGACCAUUCGCGGCGAUCAAAUCUACCCGCCCGGUAUUCUACGGCUGAAAGAUCUGUUGAAUUGUUUCCCUUUCGAAGACCCGGUAGUUCUUCUACGCCUUCGCGGUCGGGCUUUGUUGGAUGCAUUGGAAAACGGAGUCAGCCAGCUUCCGGCCCUCGAGGGUCGAUUCACCCAAGUUUCCAACAUUUCCUUUGGUUUCAAGCUGAAUGCCCCUUCUGGCUCACGCUUAACUUUUGCGCGAGUGGGUGGACAAGCUAUUGACCCGGAACGGGAAUACGUUGUUGCCACACGUGGUUACAUGGCUCGUGGAAAGGAUGGCUUCACGUCGCUGCUGGUUAAAUCCGAGGGUGGUGACGUUGAGGAACUGGUUUGCGAAGAGAACGGAGUCCUCAUCAGCACUAUCCUGCGCCAAUAUUUCCUCAGCCUCAAGGUACUCGGCAAGUGGCGUCGUUGGAGUCCGAGUCUUCGUCGACAUUGGGGUUUGGUGCACCGGAGUCUGCAUCGUAGUGGCUGGCUUAAACCACCCUCGGCAUUGCCAUCGCCAGAGACGGAGAAAGCGCCGGCUCAUCGACUAGAGCUGCGACCGCCACUUCAACGAACCAGUCGCGAGGCUUACUAUUAUGGAAGGUUCCCUCAGGAAAUUGAGCCAGCCCAGGUUGCUACCAACGGGACUAACAGCGAUGCCAUGGACUCGGACUCUGAUGAGGACCCCGAGAUCCUCACGUCGCCCAUGCCAACGAGCAACUAUGUGACAUAUCCUGCCAAGUCGUCUACGGAAGAAGAACACCGCUUAAAGCUCGCACGUCGUGUUGUUCGAAAGUGGAUGCGACAUGCUGGGCUAGAGCCAUCGGCCCUCAACAGCAUGGAUGGCGAGGGUGAGUUUAUCCCUCCUUGGACGUCUGGAAUUUCCCCUCGGGUCGAGGGACGCAUCGUGGUUGAGUGA
This is a messenger RNA of Penicillium cataractarum, 2007 nucleotides long. RefSeq names its product putative 5'-nucleotidase. Gene Ontology annotation, biological process: nucleotide catabolic process. Gene Ontology annotation, molecular function: hydrolase activity. The transcript is spliced from 4 exons. The record is from RefSeq and is a predicted model, not a curated record. NCBI's taxonomy places the organism in Eukaryota, Fungi, Ascomycota, Eurotiomycetes, Eurotiales, Aspergillaceae. Bases 1 to 2007 code for a protein of 668 amino acids.